AUGUGGGCCGGUGCACAGGACUCUCGUUGCUCUCUGGCUGCCAGGUCUAGCCGAUGCCACCUCGCGGGCAUUGUGGUGUGUUUUUUUCGCGUCUUUUUUUUUGCUUUUCUUUUCGUUUUCACGGCUAAUACACAUUAUCGACUGGCAACAGCAUGGCACCCGUUUAGACGGGUGGCCGCAAGGUAA
Colletotrichum orchidophilum is the source of this 186-nucleotide messenger RNA. RefSeq lists its product as uncharacterized. The record is from RefSeq and is a predicted model, not a curated record. NCBI's taxonomy places the organism in Eukaryota, Fungi, Ascomycota, Sordariomycetes, Glomerellales, Glomerellaceae. The coding region runs from base 1 to 186 and encodes 61 amino acids. The transcript has a single exon.